Paraglomus occultum is the source of this 2505-nucleotide messenger RNA. The record is from the annotation of a GenBank genome assembly. Lineage: Eukaryota; Fungi; Glomeromycota; Glomeromycetes; Paraglomerales; Paraglomeraceae.
AUGUUUAUCUCCUUCGACCUGGGAGAACGACCACAAGGUUUGUCGGAUACUUUCGUAAUGCUUUACUUAACCAUGAUUAAGAAUACGUAUUGUCGAAGUAGUGAGCUGCGGGAAGUACGAGCCAAUGCCACCAACAUCAAGGAAUACGUUGACAGCUUAGUUGCCGAUCCUCUCAUUGCUAGGAAGAGCCUGGAAUUUUGGCAAGAAGUUUACAAGGUCACAUUGAAUGAUGGUCAAAAACUUCUUGUAAGGAGAUCAACUCCUUACCGAAUCAAUUAUUUUCGAAAAUUUUAUAUUUGGAUUCAAGAACAAGGUUUUUGGUGGUUGGUCAAACACAAUACUCGUAAUGCCGCAGUUGCUUCGAGCGUGGAACAAGCCAGCUUAGCCGACAUUUAUUUAAAGGUGUGUGAUCAUGGGUCUCGGUGCUAUGGAUUACAAGUAAUAAUAUCCAAAGCACUGAAGACCUACAUAGAAAACGCCGAUCCUCCUUUGAAACCAUGCGAACAGAAAAUACCAAUGAUGAAUCUUAGUUGGGAGGAUAGAAAUUUUGCCACCGUGUUAUACGAGGUUGGUACUGUUCUUCCAUGGGAACAGUACAGUAUUAUAAUUACCGUAAGACAUGAUGCUGGUAUAAUUGUCUCGCUAGACAUUACACUUAAAGGUCUUAUUAAACUUUUGAGAGAUCGAGCGAAAUAUGAGUUUGCUCGUAUCCGACGUCUAGCUGGGGAGCGGCUGAGGAAUUUGGCAACGGAAGAGUCGUCGAGUGAAGAAGAAUGGGAAAACAUGGAUUGGAAUGAAAAUAACAGGACGGAGACUCUUAAUACUAGCGGAGAUGAGAAGACUGUUGAUGUGCAACAAUUGCUGCAAGAAUACGCUCGUCAAAGCUUCCAGCAAGGCAAAAAUGUUGCCAUAAAACUAACAGAAUGUCUUGCUCGGGUUGCUAGGCGGCCUAUUCAGGUCGCACUACAUGACUCGGUGGUAAUACUUACAAGCGCGUUCGAAAGACGUGUCAAGAAAUUGGGUGAAGUUCGCAAGGCACUGGCUGCCCAAGUGCUUGCUUCCAAAUUGGGCAAUAUUGAUUUGCGGUGUUUUGAGUACAACAAGGGCUUCGCAGAAUUUGCUGCCCAAAAUAGUUUGCAUCGCUAUCUUUAUGUUCAUGGACAUGAGUUGGUUGUUGAUGCAAACACCAUCUUCAUAAUGUUUGAGGGUCAACAUCGCCCAUGGAAUGAAAUUCGACCACUUAUACGAUACGCAGAACCUGGUUCGUCUGUGCUGGCAGGACAGUAUUCUCGCUUCGGGAUAAUAAAUAAGGGAGUCUAUGAGUGGACAUCCCUGGAGCCGUUUCUUAUAUCUCCAUCCCCACCUCCCUGGGGGAAUCGUUAUCUAUUGGAAAUAUGUUCCUGGAUAAUCGAUCGACCCCGCUUGACGGGAGAUCAUACAUGGUUUCGCUUGAAGACGCCACGUGGGGAAUGGUAUUCCGUUGGGCAAUACCGGCCAUCAAAGGGGCUUCACGGAACAGUUCGUGUUUCCGAUGAAGAUAAAGGCCAGCAAGUUCAUGUCCCCGGACGUGUCGCUGACUUCUCUCAGGAAUUCUGGCGGGGCAACUACACCGUCAUUGCGGUGGAGAUUUCGGAGGAAGAAUUUUUGCGCAUGAAGCGCAAAAUCGAACUCGAUCAGCUUGCGAAGGAACACACGUACCAAGUGUUCCAACGCAAUUGCGUGCUUUACGCAAAGGAAGUGGCAUUAUUAGCGGAUAUCGAUUUCCCGAUAUCUACACCUAUAAUCAGACUUCUCGUCCGUGACGAGGAACUUUUAGAGAGGAGUCGAAGAGUUCUCAAUAACCCGCAUACGCCUCGCUGGGUGAGGCCGUUGCUCACCCGGGUGUGGGCCAUUUUAUUCAAUACUUUCGGAUUGUUGUGGGGCUCCGGGGUGAUAGACCGCGAAAUUCGCGAGGACCCCAGGUUACGAGAUGUAGAGCCCUUUAUCAGGAACUUUCGGGAUUUGUCAAAUCCCGAAAGAGUGGUUGCGUAUCACCCGUUCAUCCUUGGUCACUACGUGCGAAACGAGGUGGAAGGAUGGCGGAGUGAGAAAAUAUCAAAACUCCAUGUGGAACGAGAGACGCUUGUCCUCGAACAGCAUGGUGAGCCAUCAUCAACAGAGCGAGAGAGACUUGCUCGCAGGAUUGAAGAUAUUGACAAGAAUCUGAAGAAACUAGCAGAGGAAAGGGUCGAUUGGUAUUUGGAUGAAAUGGAAGCAAUAACACGUAAGCGAGUAUCGAUUCCAACACUAUGGCGCUCGUUGAAAUAUUGUGGAAUUACACGGAAGAAGAUAUGCGCAUACUCAUAUGCGGGUACAAGAGCUCGAUCGAUGGUGAUAUUCGUUAGAGGUAAACGUAUACGACCAUUGAUGGGAUCGUUGCCGUUGAGGUUAUCGAGGGAAGCUACAAUAAAAAGAAGUUUGAAGUCUUUGAAAGUUACUAUUGCAAGUGGAGCACAAAGUAAAUGA